CUUGUUGAGCACAACUCAACUCCAAAUGCGAGGCGAACCACUCAUUCCGCCAUUCAGGUUUACGAUUGUCGACGAGCAAGUCUAUCGCGGCGCCUACCCGACCCACCUCAACUUUGCGUUUCUGGCGCGGCUCAAGCUCAAGACCGUGCUCUCGCUCACCCCAAAGAAGCCAGACUCAAACAUUGAUUUCUUCUGCAAGGAAGAAGGCGUGCAGAAUAUCUUCAUCCAGGUCGACAAGUUUAAGGAGAAUGUCACGUUGACACACCAACAUAUUGUCCAAAUUCUGCCAAUUCUCCUCAACGCAAGCUGCCAUCCCAUCUACAUUCACUGCUUGGAUGGUGCAAACGUCACCGGUCUUGUCGUGAUGUUUCUUCGACGGAUUCAGCAGUGGACUGUUGCGAGUGCUGUAAUUGAAUUUGCCCGGUAUACCCGAGAUGGCCUGAUGACUCCUGACGAACUCGAGCUCGUGGAAACUUUUCGCAUGGACACGGUUCGCCUUGAAAAGCCCUUGCCAACUUGGAUGUUAUUGCGAUCUCCCGCGUUUGGAUUUCUUCCAGCCGAAUCAGUGGAUCAGCCACGGAUACGGACUGGUCGUCUUCGAGACGUUACUGCGACUGAUAACACACUAGACCACACUAUUGGACGACUCGCUCGUUCGUGCCCGUGCCCUCUCUUGCUGGACGUCCCACCGAACGAGUGGACGUCCAAAUCCACCACUACGCAGAUGUUGUAUGGACUGCUGUUUGCGCGUGGACGGAACGCCGGGCGCGUCUACUGGACGUUUGAGCGGCUUGCGGUACUGCUGAUGGCGUUCAUUAUCGUGAGCACUCUGCUUGGCAUGGUGCACUGGCGGCAGGAGAGCAAGCUGCAGCAGUACCAUCGCGCGCGCUGGCAGCAGCUCCAUCAGCGAGCGCCCGUCGCAGACCCCGACGAGGAGGACGCCGCCGUUGCCGCCACGACCAAGCCAGUACAAUCUCAAUCCAACCAACAGCAACAGCAGCAGCAGCUCAAGCAGCCGACAGUCGUUCCGUACGUCGACGCGGCGUUCAAACUGUCGCUCGGCCUGUCAUUCUUGGUUUUGGCGCGCUUGGCUCAGAUUCGACUCCAGCCACAGCAAUCGCCGCCGCCAACCCAUCGAACAGCAUCGACAGCAACAACAUCGUCCUCAGCAGCCACAGCAACAACGACGAGCACUACCGCGAAUGCGGAACCAGACAAAUCAAGAGCUGCAGCAUUAGCAGCAAGUCCACUGGCCCGAUUAACUCCUGAAGAGCGCGAAAAGACCAAACGAUUUUUGCUCAAUGCACUUCGCCAAAGGCGUGCAAAGCAGGAAUAGUACUGGAACAAGGCCUACCGCUGCAUGUUUCUGACCUUCGGCAUGGCGCAUCUGGUCUCUGGUAGCACUAUUGUUGCGCAUCUUGUUCGCACUUUUGUUUUUGUUUUGUUUUUCUGUCUGCUUUUGCCCUGCAUUUUAACGCGUUUACUGUACAUAUGAGCCAAUACAGUACCACGGUCCGACUUUUUGACAAGGCA
Capsaspora owczarzaki ATCC 30864 is the source of this 1533-nucleotide messenger RNA. RefSeq lists its product as hypothetical. Bases 26 to 1336 code for a protein of 436 amino acids. The transcript is spliced from 9 exons. Gene Ontology annotation, molecular function: phosphatase activity. The record is from RefSeq and is a predicted model, not a curated record. Lineage: Eukaryota; Filasterea; Ministeriida; Capsasporidae.